AUGGCGACGCGUAAGCGAAAGAGCACGCAGGACGUGCCGGAUGGCAAGCGCCACCACGCGUCGACGUCGCUGCCAGACUGGCCGCACUCGCUGCAUGCGAUGCCGGCAGCUGUGCUUGCGCGCAUGACGCCUCACGGGCGUGCACGGCGUCUGCUGCAUGUGGGCGCGACGCCCGAGUCGCUGCCAUGCCGUCACGAGCAGUUCCAGGCCGUGUUGGACUGCACUUGCGAUGCACUGCGGGCGGGUGUGGGUGCUUGUGCGUAUAUAUGUGGUGUGCCCGGCACCGGCAAGACGGCAACGGUCCGCGAAGCGGUACGUACGCUGCAGCGCAUGCAGGUCCGGAACGAGGUGCCGGCGUUUACGUUUGUUGAGAUCAACGGAAUGAAGCUCGCGACGCCCAUGCAAGCGUACACGGAGCUUUGGUGCGGUAUAUCUGACGGAAAGAGUCGGCUGCAGCCGCGAGCGGCCCUGACGAAGCUCUCUGCGCACUUUGAGGGACGCCAGCGCUCGAGACCCACUGUCGUGCUGAUGGACGAGCUCGACAUGUUUGUCACGUCGCGGCAGGACGUCAUUUACAACAUGUUCCACUGGCCCGACAUGCCGCACAGCCGCCUGAUCGUGCUGGCCGUCGCCAACACGAUGGAUUUGCCGGAGCGCACACUGCAGCCCAAAGUGGCGAGUCGACUCGGCAUGACACGCAUCCCGUUUAUGCCGUACACCAACAAACAGCUCUUUGACAUUGUGCGCGCGCGACUCGAUGUGAACGAGGAUGGCACACCUGCGGCCACGUCGCCCGCCACGCAGGGUUGCGAGACAGUUUUUCGGAUGGACGCGCUGAUCUUUGCGUCCAAGCGCGUCGCCAACGUGUCAGGCGAUGCACGCCGCAUGCUCGACGUGUGCCGCCGCGCAGUUGAAGCGGCUGAUGAACAUGCAUCGGCACGGCAUCAGGACCCGGUGCCUAUUACGAUUCAUGAUAUCCGCGACGUGAUGGAUCGGAUGGCCCGCUCGGGGCGCGCCGCUCACAUGGCCGGCCUGUCGCUGCACGCCAAGCUUCUGCUGGCGAGUAUGUAUGCGUGCAUGCGCCGCACAGGCAUCACGGAGGUUGUGUGGUCUGACGUGGUCGUGCACCACCAGGCGCUGUGUGCGGCCCAGACACACGACGCAUGUCAUGAGCACGAAUUACUGCGGCCGCUCGCGACGCUGUGUCAAUUGGGCUUGGUGAUUGCUGUGGGAAGCGGCGCGGGCCAUGCGCGUGGUGGGGCCUUCGCGCGCUUCCUGCUAGCUGUGCAGGAGGACGAAGUGUAUGCCGCCCUGGCGGACGACCCCGUAUGUCAGCCCUUGUUUGCGCUACGCGCGUCUACGUAA
This is a messenger RNA of Malassezia restricta, 1365 nucleotides long. Its product is annotated as origin recognition complex subunit 1. Lineage: Eukaryota; Fungi; Basidiomycota; Malasseziomycetes; Malasseziales; Malasseziaceae. The record is from RefSeq and is a predicted model, not a curated record. Gene Ontology annotation, biological process: DNA replication initiation; mitotic DNA replication checkpoint signaling. Gene Ontology annotation, molecular function: DNA replication origin binding; ATP binding; ATP hydrolysis activity. Bases 1 to 1365 code for a protein of 454 amino acids. Gene Ontology annotation, cellular component: nuclear origin of replication recognition complex. The transcript has a single exon.